AAAACCGGCUUUCGGGCUAAUUGUGGCGCUACCUGGCAGUGUCGUAAAAAUUUGCGGCACAAAUAUAUACAAGUGGUCACCUUAUGUUCUCUACAUUAUGCGGUUAACAUAUUAUUCGUUAUCAUAAUAAUUAUGUUAUCGCUUAUCAUUAAUGCAGACCAAAGAAAGUCUUUCUUCUUAGUCCGUGAUGCUGACUGCUGAGUGAUAUGUUAUUAUAGUAUUAGAUAUACCAUUGAUAUAUAAAUAUAUUAUAAUAAUAAUUAAUAUUUGUAUGUCUAUGAUAGAUACUUUAUUUUUAAAUUACUAUACAAAGCUGUGAGGUCUUUUAGAUUCAGCACAUAGACAAGAAUACCCAAAAGAUCAUAAUGGAAGAAAUUCAAAGUACAGCUGGAGCUAUUCCUAUACGCAAUGAAAAAGGUAAUAAUUAAAACCUAUUAUUUUUGGUAUUAUCAAUUAAAUUUUUACUUAUAAUUUUUUUUCUAGGUGAAGUAUCAAUGCAAAAAGUCAAAGUUCACCGAUAUGUCCAAGGCAAACGUCCUGAAUAUGCUCCAGAGUCAACAUCUGAAGAAGAAUCGGAUGAUGAUGAUUUUAUGGAUUCCCGAAAAGUACGGGGAUCUUCUCCUACCAUUAAUUUUGACAAUGAACAAAUGAUACAGCUACCAUCAGAUGCAUUAAAUGAUGCACGUCUUAAACGUUUAGGAGGUUUAACUGCUAGGCAUGGUCAAAAAGAUAGACGGCCCUUACAUGAGCCACAAGUUAUUAAGGAUGAUUCAUCCAGUGAUGAAUCUGAUAUAGAACGCAAUCGUCGGAGUCGUAGACAAGUAUCUGGUGAUGAAAAAGAUAGUAAUGAUGAUGAUGGAGAACUUAGUGAUAGUGAAAUAGAAAGAAGAAGACAGCGACUAAGACAAAAAGUUUUGAAUCAAACAAAAGAAAAGGUAAUACAAAACUCAAUAAAAUUUAAAACUUUAUAUAUACCUAUAUAAAAUAAUAUAUUGAAUGAUAGGAAAUGAAUGAAGUACUCGAGAAAGAAGAUGAAGGACACAGUUCAGAUGAUGAUAAUAGUGAUGAAUCUUCAGAGUAUGAAGACUAUUCUGGUAAAUAAUUAUUUUAAAAUAAUAUAUUAUAAUACUCCAGGAGAUGAUAUAUAUUUAUUUAUUUAUUUAUUUAUAUAUUUAUUAUAACGGCUAAUCAAUAUUUUUACUUCAGCUUCUGAUGAAGAAACGGGUCCUCGACUGAAACCAAUUUUUGUUAGAAAGAAAGAUCGUGUUACAAUAUUAGAAAAAGAAAAUGAAGAAUUAAAACAAAAACAAUUGCAACACGAACAAAAGAAAUUAGCAGAAGAGAGACGCAGAGCUACUCUAAGAGUAAAAUUAGGAAGUAAUAAAUUUAGAGGUAUUUGUUGGUUGUCUUGGCUCGAAUUGCUAAUUUCACUGGCUUAAACGUUUCCAAAAUUCUUGAAAUUAUUUUUCAAUACAUUAGUUAUUUUUGUAACAAAAUUGGUUUUAGGGUUAUGAGAUUAUUUAUUUUUACUGAUGUGGUUCUUGCUAAACUAGUAUAUUAAUAUCUUUAAUGGCUUAACAUUGAACAUAGUUUAUACAAAAUAUAUGUAUAUCAAUCACUUCAAAAGUGAGAUAUAUAAUAUAUUAUUAACAAAAACUAAAUAACAUUAAUAGGAAUAACUUAAAUGUUAUCUACUUAUUGCAUACAAAAUAUAUAAAUUUUGCUAGUUGAUAACAUCUUUUAAAAUAUUUUCCACUAAAAUAUAUCAAUCUCAAAAAGUGGUAUGGUGAACCAUUUUAUUCCAUUGGAUCAGUUUUUUUUUCAUCGUCCUUAUUUUAUAUCAAAUAAAUAAUUUUAGAUUUUGAGUAGAGCAAAGAAACUUAUGGUUUUAAAAUAAUGUUCAUUAUUUUUUUUUAACCUUGUGAACAAUUUUUCUAUAAACAAUUUUACUCCAAUUUACAAUGAUAACAAAUUUUCUCAAUGGAAAUCUGAUUGAAGAGAUACUUUAGGGAGGUCAUAUAAAUGGUCCAAUAAAUGGGAAAAAUGAAAAAUAAGUACAAUAUUAAACAAAACUUAAAAUAAAAAAAAUACUAAAUAUUUUUAGAAAAUUUUUAGUGAUUCAAACUUUUUUAUUUAUGUACAGCCAUUUAUUUUCUACAAUAAUUUGAACUUGCUAAAAAUUUAAAUAUUAUUUUUGCUUACAAAAUAAAUGCAACAAUUGAUUUUUUUAAUUUUUCAACUGUAGUGCUAAACCACAUUAAUUAUUAAAAAAAAACUUGAUAAUAGGUGUUCUAUUGUUGUAGGUGGGAAGGUAGGAUUCAUAAAGUUCUUUAGUUUAUAUCUGUAUACAACAAUAAAGCAUUAUUAAAGAAAAUGGAUUCAGAAUGAAGUUCAGUUAUGCAUGUUUUGAAAGGCUGUAACAUUUAUGAUUUUUGCCGAAAUUUAAAAUUAACUCUUUAAAAAAAAAACCACAUUACACUUAACUUUGUUUUUUUACCACUAAGUAUACACAACCCAUAAUGAGCCCAUUGUUAAAUUAUAAAGUAUUUUUACCAAAUAAAAAUUAUGUAAAAAGCUUGCAAAAUUAAAAUGAUUAUAAAGUUCAAAAAUUAUUUAGAUAUUUUUAACAUUUUAAAACUUCUAGAAAAGGAAAAUUUAAGUUUUCUAACAAAAUUUCAUGUCUUUAAAAGUUUGAACUUAAUUACAAUAAAAUUAGAAAUAAUAAAAAUAUUUUUAUAAAUUUUCCUGUUCUUUUUAUAACUUUCAUGUCAGCUUUCAUUUAAUGUACUUUUACCGGUUUUUCCUAAUUAUGAAAACUACUUGGUUAAUCAAAAUAGACCUUUUUAAUACACUAACUAAAUUAAAUUUUCUUUCAGAAAAGGUACUACACUUGAAAUAUUAGAGCAAGUAUUUUUUCCAAAAAGUUGUUAACAAACAGAAUAAAAAAAUACCGAGUAUGAGAAAAGUUAUUUUUGGGGUCAGAUUUUUGUGUUACACCUUGUAUAUAUAAAUUUAAUAUCAAUAUUAAAUAUAGUUGUUGUGAAACACACCCGAGACAAAAUAUCCAACAAAUACCAAUAUUUGUGUAUUUUAAAUGUAUUGUUCAUAAUUAGAUUGUUGAAGAAGAAAUUCGUAAAGAGCAAGCCUUAGCUAAGGCAAACAAUGCACUCUCUGAACCAAGUUUAAAUGACGUUAAUACUGAUGAUGAAAAUGAUGAAAGUGAAUACGAGGCUUGGAAACUUAGAGAAUUGAAACGUAUAAAGAGAGAUAGGGAAGAACAUGAACAGUAAAUUAUAAUAAUGAUUUAUUUACACAUUUUAUUAUCUUACUAUUAAUUGUCUCUUUUUUAGGCGAGAGUUUGAAAAAGCAGAAAUAGAACGCCUGAGGAAUUUAACAGAAGAAGAGAGAAGAUUAGAAAUAAGACUUAAUCCAAAACAAGUUACAAAUAAAGCAGCUAAAGGCAAAUAUAAAUUUAUGCAAAAAUAUUAUCAUCGUGGAGUAUUUUAUUUGGUAAUUAUUAUUUACUUUAAUAAACUUAUUUUUGGAACAUUUUAUGUUUAUAUAUACCUAGUUAGAAUUAAAUUUCUAUUUAUUAUUUAUUUGAUAAAGGAUGAAGAAAAUGAUAUUUUCAAAAGAGAUUAUUCAACAGCUACUCUAGAAGAUCACUUUGAUAAGACAAUUUUGCCUAAAGUUAUGCAAGUAAGUUUUUUAAAAUAGUAUUUAUAUUAUUUUUAUCAUUAUAUCUUAUAAUGUAAUUUCUUUUUUCUCAUUUUUAGGUUAAAAACUUUGGUCGUAGUGGACGUACUAAGUAUACACAUUUGGUUGAUCAAGAUACGACUAGUUUUGAUUCACCUUGGGUAUCUGAAACAGCGCAAAACUUAAAAUUUCAUACUAACCAAGCAGCUGGGAUGAAACAAGUAUUCCAAAAACCUACUCUAAAAAAGAAACGAAAUUAAUAAUUGUAAUUAUAACAAUUUGAUAUCCACCCCUGUUUAGUUGUACUAUUUUUUAUAAGAUAGAAAAUAGUCAAUAAAAAAAUAAAAUCAUUUAUAUAAAUUUGAUUAAAUAUUUUUUUCAUGUAAAAUAUCAUAGUUUGUUAAUAUGAUUUUUUUUUUUUUAAUAAUCAAAUUACCAAAACUGCACUGUAAUUUAAGCCAUUUUUAAUCAUUAAGUGAAGAAAAAUAUGAUAAUAUUUUAUACAUUUAUUUACAAGUAUUAACCAUUUUAAUAAUUUUAUUUUUACUUCAUUAUUUUAUUAGAUAAUAUUUUAUUAUUCAAUCCAUAUCUCUAGUAAUCAGCAGGCGUAUACUUUUAAAAACAUUUAUCAAUGAUUAUAAAAUCAUAUUAAAUAAUACAUGAUGGCUAAUAUAUUCUUAGAUUAAUUGUUUGUUGACAACUUAACAUUUAGUUAAUAAGAAAUCAUUGUUUUCUUAUUUAUAUAAUGGAUUAAACAAUGCAACAAUUAAGUUCUUUGUGAAUCUUUUUCUCAUUUUAAAUAAGGAUCUAUUUUUUUAACUGUGAUAUGUGUGUAUUUUAUAGUUUUAUUUUUUA
Messenger RNA from Cinara cedri, 4551 nucleotides. NCBI's taxonomy places the organism in Eukaryota, Metazoa, Arthropoda, Insecta, Hemiptera, Aphididae. The record is from the annotation of a GenBank genome assembly.